GGAAGGGAGGGAGGUGCGCACGUAAGAAAAUGGACUGCGCACAUUCCUCGCGGGCUCUCGCAUCGACCGAGCUGACGGCGUCCUCUUCCUAAAGAUGCUCGACGCGGAUGCUGCAGGAAGGAGCGGUUUUGCCAGAGGAGCGCGGUGCCGUGCGUCGUGGUGGUUCGGCUUUUUUUCCACGCAGCUGUCCAUCCUCCGACCAGACGGCGUCACAUGCAGCCGAAAGGCGCUUUAACGCUUCAGAAAAAAUGUCUUUGGGCGCCCGCCGCAGCCGACAGGGUUUGGACCAGCACCGGAGGCCAGCAUGCCCGGAUCAGAGGACGCUUUUAUAACGCUUGCGAAUCGUAUUUAUUAGAUUUUGGCACUUAACAUACAUUUAAAGACUCGGUCAUGGGGGAUGAGGGCAGCCUGUCUCGGCAGAUAGGGAGUGUGGAGAGGAGCGUGGUGUUCCUCAGGCAGGAGCACCUCACUUUACUCCACGGCCUCCACCUGGAGAUCCUGUCCCUGCAGAAACGAUGCUCAGAGCUGACAAGCGAGCUGAAGGUGAAGCCUCCAGGCAGGAGCCAAAUAGAGUUACAGGAGGAGGAGGAGCUCCUGGAGGCCAACUGUCAGCACUUGGAAAACUGUCUGGCUGAGCGGGAGUGCACCUUAGGAGAGCUACGCAAGGAGCUGAGUCACAAAGGGGCUUUGGUGGGAGCCCUCAGAGCCAAUCUCAAGGAAAAGGAGCGCCAUUUCCUGGAAGAGCUCAAACGCCGCAGCCACUGUUCCACCAUCCUCAACACGGAGCUGCAGAAACAAACCGAGGCAGCAGCAUACCUCUCCUUCCAGCUGCAUGCUGCCAGGCAGAAACUGCACCACCAGCGGAUGCAGCAGAGGCAGGGACUCCUUGCCAGAGCCAACAGUCAGGGGGCCCAGUACGGUGCUGAGCAGAACUCUGGUUCUCUACAGAUGCCAUCAGGAGCCUCCCCUUCCUCUCCAGUGGUUAAACCCAAGCGUAAGAGUGCACGAGCAUCUUCAAGGGUGGAGCGUGCGCGGGAGUGUGUGCCCAUAGAGAAAGUGAUGGGCCCUGAAGAGCCCACAGCGAUGCCGGACCCUGCGCUCUUCCUCCACCCUCGACGGCACAGGGCUCGCUCCAGGCACACUGUGGCACAGAGACAGCCUUCGCUGGGCCUGGAGAAGGAGGAUGAGGAAGGUGGUGGGGAGGGGCCAGUGGAGCCCCAGGAUGAAGCUGCCAGACUGAUGUCUUCAGCUGCAGCGCCCCCUGCUGCUGAGACAAAGGCAGAUUAGUGACUACUGUGACCUGAGCUUUUAACUGCAGUUUGAUCACUGUAUGAUUAUCUUCUGUCAGACUGUUAAUCCUGUUAACUGUUGUUCUGCACCUUGACUGAUACUGAGACUGGUUUUAGCUAUUGAAUUAUAUUACACUUAUUGUAGACACUUUUUUAAGAUGGACUUUGAUAUAACCUUAAAUAAUUUGCAAAGCAAAACUUAGUAAGUGUCACUUUAAGUCAGUCUUAAGUGAAUUAGAUAAAUGAUCUGUUUACACUGGUGUCUCAUGCUCAAUAUACAGUGGGGCCUUAUUUCAAAGCAACCCCUUUUUGAUUUAUGAGUUGUGAGUUUGACCAUGGUAGCAACCAUUUAUGGUGGACUACAAGCCUUGCGGGGUGGCCCAACCAAAUGUGACCUUUCAAGGCCAACCAUAAAUCAACCAUGUGACCAAACGUUUGCGUGGCCCCUGACUGAGUGACAGCUGAAAUAUCGGAUAUGGCGUUCACGUCUGUGAGUCCUCCAUGUGAAAAAAUAUAGAUUGGAAGGAAGUGUGUUCCUGUUAUUUGGGAAAAAACAACGACAACAGAUUAGAAACAAUAAUAUUUGAAUCCAAGACUGCUCCAUAUCACUCUAUUACGUUAUAUAUCGAUCAAUCGUAUCUGUAUUACACUUCAAACCAUUUGCCACAGAAAAUAUUAUCUGAUUUGUUGAAAGGAAUUCAUGAAAAUAAUUUAUCAGGACACUUAAAUAUAAUUCCAGUAUGGUCUCAAUUUGUGUUUCCCCUAACCUUUACCGAAACCUUUAACCUCAACCUCUUAUCUCCGAAACAACUGACCACACGCCAACAUAACGACAGAAGGCAACGCUUCAGGAAACACUAUUUGAGGGAGAAACAGAGAUCUGCCAACAGCUGAAACCGUUUCAAACCAGUGUUGUGCGAGGUAUUAACAGCAGGUAAAUGUAGCAACAAUAAUUAUGCUUCACCAUGGCCUCAAGUGACAAACUUUAAAAAUAGCAAAGUGUAUUACUGAUUAUUAUACUUUAUUUCAGACCAUAUGAAAAAAAUGAUACAUUUUACAACCAUUAUACGUAUCACACAGAGCAUCAAAAAUAUAAAUGCAUAUCAUAGUAAACUAAAAAUUAACUCUCCACAUCUCAGUACUUACGUAACACACUUUUUUUUGUCAUUAUCUUAAGAAUACAUUUCACCUAAUUUGUGGUUAAUAAAGCAGCUGUUAACUUGCAGGACACGUGCAAACUUUGUAUCUUGGACUAAAUAUUUAGUGUCUAAA
Morone saxatilis (striped sea-bass) is the source of this 2561-nucleotide messenger RNA. Its product is annotated as coiled-coil domain-containing protein 92. The record is from RefSeq and is a predicted model, not a curated record. Bases 391 to 1287 code for a protein of 298 amino acids. NCBI's taxonomy places the organism in Eukaryota, Metazoa, Chordata, Actinopteri, Moronidae. The transcript is spliced from 4 exons.